Messenger RNA from Rotaria sp. Silwood1, 327 nucleotides. NCBI's taxonomy places the organism in Eukaryota, Metazoa, Rotifera, Eurotatoria, Philodinida, Philodinidae. The record is from the annotation of a GenBank genome assembly.
AUGAUAUUAAAAAUUAGAAGUGAAGCUAUUUGUGAAUCAGCAGCAUCGAUAUUAAAAGGUCAUAUUCACAAUAACCGUUCUUUACAACACAAAUCUUUGAAUGAUGAAGUAUUUCUUCAUUGGAAUACUCCACCGUUGCAUUUAGCUGAUAAAUUUAUUGAACAAUCAAUAGAUGAUUAUUUUAUAAACAAAAAGGACAAAACUUGGUUAUUUUAUAGGAAAAGUGAACAAUAUCAACCAUGGAAAUUAUUAUCUCCUGGUUCACUCGUAUUGAAUCGUUUCCGAAGUGAACAAGUACCAAGACUACCAGAAUUAAAUGAUGAUUGA